Messenger RNA from Stegastes partitus (bicolor damselfish), 769 nucleotides. RefSeq names its product myelin basic protein b (gene mbpb). The record is from RefSeq and is a predicted model, not a curated record. Gene Ontology annotation, molecular function: structural constituent of myelin sheath. The coding region runs from base 278 to 691 and encodes 137 amino acids. The transcript has 4 exons. NCBI's taxonomy places the organism in Eukaryota, Metazoa, Chordata, Actinopteri, Pomacentridae.
CUCACCAACAACAUCACCGCCACUGUACCUCAAUCAGGAAGCACCGACACGUUUUUUUCCCUUUUUUUUUGUGUUUUUUUAAUUUUUUUAAUUUAACGGAGACACUUUGGUGAUUACAGCAACGACGCACCAUAAAGGGGAAAAAGGGCGUUAUUGUUGAUGCCGUGGACGACCACCACCGACCAGAAGACUGUCAGUUGGUUACAUCCAGUGCAAAGGCUGAGCUGUGGAUGCAUUUGACACAGACCAACCGGAGAACAAGGUCUCUGUUAGAAGCAUGGGACAGCAUCUAGGAAAGAGAGAAUCACCCACAGACUACAUGGCUUCGUCACCUGAACCCAAAGCAGCAGCAACGGCAGCAGCAGAACCGGAGUCGCAAGAUGAAGUCUUUGGCCUGGGUGAGGCAGAUGCGAACCAGAACAAUGGCUGCGUCUCGGAGAAGCCGGCGGUGACUGACUCCACGGGCGCUGAGGGCCCCCGCCAGCCCUGGACCCCCGCCAGCACAGCUGACCCUGACGCCGCCACACCACGCCCCCACCUGGCCCGCCUCUUCUCCCGAGAUGCCCCGGGCCGAGAGGACAACACCUUCAAAGACCGACCCUCCGAAUCGGACGAGCUGCAGACCAUCCAGGAGCACAGCGGAGCGGCUUCAGAGUGCGGGUCGGAGAGCCCCGAACAGGACCUAGAUUAGGCUAGCUUUUUUUUUUUCUUCCUUUCUCCUCUCUUUUCUCCUUUUCCUCCUCUGUCAUUUGCUGUCUCAUUUAAGAGA